AUGGAGGUGCACUUGGCCAUUCCUCCUCAAGAUCUAUUAAUGGUACUCGAUGCAUCUCAAGCCAAGCCCAAAAGGACUGGAGCUGUUAUCUGCUCCACUACUCAUGUUACUCCAGCUCUUGCGCCUGCCACUACAAAGUCUGUUCCUGCUGCCUCACCUCCUCCUAGAGUUACUCGAGCUGCCUCGAAGAAAAUAACAACUAUUCUAUUUUCUCCUUCAAUAAGGACUCCUUCAAUUUCAUCUGAAGUUGAAAGACCUCGAAAUAUGGAGUCAAUUCAAGCAAUACUCUCACUCUUUGGUUCUACAUUUUUCAUACCUUUCUUGAGCCUCGCUGCUCCUUCAUUUCCUAAGGAAAUUCCAAUUAUUACUUCAUCUCUAGUGAUAGCUGAUUCCCGUAAAGAAGACACUAGUAGCUCACCAGUUCCUUGUCCACUAUCCCUAUCUAGCUCCAGUCCUUGUUCUCUUGACUUACUGGUAGCUAAGACUAUAGAAACUGUUAGGGAUACUUCAUCUUCCUCUCCUAUCCCUAUGCAGCCAUCUCUUCCUCAUAUCAGAGCCCUUUCUGCACCAACCAUGUCAACAGAAGAAGUGGACAUUUUUGAAGCUAGACUAGCUAGCCUUUUUUACAUGCCUCCCACCACUCCAACAGCUAGCAAUGAAACUGAGUCAUUAGUCCUAGCUAGUUCUCUCUUGAAAAUUUUUGAGAGCUCUUCCUCCACUAGUAGGACUUCCUUGCCUUCAUUAGACUUGGACAGCUGUUUGGAGUUGCUGACAUUUUUCUCGAGGAUCCCAUUCGAAGCCUUGCAAAGGCCUAUUAUCAAGAAUGGCUUCCUCUAG
This is a messenger RNA of Camellia sinensis, 837 nucleotides long. Lineage: Eukaryota; Viridiplantae; Streptophyta; Magnoliopsida; Ericales; Theaceae. The record is from RefSeq and is a predicted model, not a curated record.